Wasmannia auropunctata (little fire ant) is the source of this 1302-nucleotide messenger RNA. RefSeq lists its product as uncharacterized. Bases 757 to 1194 code for a protein of 145 amino acids. The record is from RefSeq and is a predicted model, not a curated record. Lineage: Eukaryota; Metazoa; Arthropoda; Insecta; Hymenoptera; Formicidae. The transcript is spliced from 3 exons.
UAGAGAGAGGAUCAAGUUUAUUUUCGCAUUCUGCGAAUGAACAGGAUGUUUCCAUAUUCGUAAACAUCGUGAUAUUCGCGCCUCACUCGAAGGAUUAAGAUAGGUAUCGUUAGACGGUAUCGUUUCACAAAUAAACAACAUAGCAGAGGCGAAACGGCCGCGUUGAGCAGCGCUACAUCGUGAGAUCUCUUUGUACUGUAGCAAGGGAAAGAAUGAACUUAAACUCAAAUGUUUUAAUCUGAAUAGAGUGUCGCGUACAUUAAUUAAUGUGUUCGUUUAACGUUCAACGAAUUGUGCCACGUUCGCCAGUUAAUCAUUGCGUGACUAAGACUGCUAAAUAUGUCUGACUUUAAUAUCAGAUGAUCUGAAGAUAACACAUAUCAAAAGGCACGACAUUGUGCGCGCGGAGUUUUUGCGUUUAAGAUAUCUCCUCGUGCCUCAUACGACAUAUUGUCUUCGCUCUGCGUCGUUUUUCGAAUACGCGUCGAACGCGAAAAGCUUUUGUCCGUGACUACGUGACACGCGAGCAAUUUUCACCUCAAAGCUAUAGUGUGAUUAAUUCAAUCAAGCCGAUCUGAAACGUGAUAUUUUUUUUUCUUCUAAAAUAAGCACGAGUGAUGACAGCUGCCUUCACAGUUCUGUAUUGAUACAAAAAUUACGUUGAAUAGAUAUACCUGAUUCUCGAAAGAGAAAUCGCAACUUGUUAAUAUAUCAUUUCUUUUCACAAGAAAAUCUAGUAUUAUAUUUUAAAAGGAAAUGGGUCUAAAUUGGUUUCGAGCAAGUCUAUCGAUGGAGGAAGAAGCGUCUAAAGUUGACACAAUGACGGGCAUGUAUCGGAAAAUUUCAUUCUUCGAGCCGAAAGAUGUGGAAAUCUCAGCUGCGCCUCCAUCCGUCGCAAGUGAUUCAAUAUCAAGUGAGGAAACAGCGGAAUAUGACCGUUCGAAAGCAGAUCUUACGAGUCAAACAUCAUCAACUAUUGAUUUGGAGGAAAUGACGGUAAAAGAUACUGAUAAAAAAUCGAAGAUAAAUAAUCAUGCAGUUGAAAAUACGGAGCCUCCUACUUUCAACAAAGAUCCAAAUGUAAACGAGCAAUCGGGGGAGCGCGACGAGGAAUCAAACAAGAUAACUAAAGAUCAGAAUGAUACGCCAGUUACAGAAAGUCCUAUCUGUUCAGAUAACGAGCUAGUGAUUUAAUAAGGAGAAAAUGUUACAGAAUGCAUGUAUAUAAAGACGUUUUGCACGAAAGCUGGACAUUUUUGUCUCGAUUCGGAUAUACUAUUUUAUAUAGUUCUAUAUAUAUAU